GAUCCGUCUAUCCUAGACUUUUCCCGGCCUAUGAAUGACGUAUUUGUAAAGGCAAUGAGUCUCAGUAUGAACCAGCCUCUUUCAGACUCUGUACGAAGUUUGGAUGGCAGUUCAAACGAUGUGGUCGCUGCGGCAGGGUCGUUGAAAUCAUUGCAGCUCCGUACUGUUGUUACUCCUGCUCCUCCUCCCACUGAAGUUGGCGCUUCGGGGGAUGUUGAAAUAAUUCAACUACUGAAGAGUCUGUUGGCCGAGACUAAGGCUCAGGCGGCUUCUAUUAAGACGUUAACAAACAAGGUGCACGAGAAUAAGAAUCAACUCACAAAACUGGCUAACGUGCAAGCAUCCAUCUUGAGACAAGUUAAUGCUCUCAAUCCCACUCUCACCACCCCUGCUACCCCCACGUCACCUACCUGGGCCAUUCAGCUGGUGGAUCAAGUGCACAAGCAGAAACUCGAAACGGCAAAGCAGUUGACGCAUCUGGAAACAAUGCUGAACAACAUUCAAAACUCUGCUGCUUCAAAAGCUUCGGCAAAAAAACCGCAGACGACAUCUCUUUUAGACGCAAAGCAGAUGCAGUCUUUGCAGGAUCAUACGCGUAAUGCCAUGCGGACUGAAAUGCAAAACAUCUUUAAGUCGAAUAUUCCCACAAUCCUCGAGCCUCUGCGUCAGCAUUUGCGAUCCUCCCUAGAGGAGAUGCUAAGUCCUCUGCCUAAGACAGUGGCUGAUCGGAUGCUCUCCGUUAUCGUCGAUCCAAAGUUCGCGCAGUACUUUUCCGGCCAGAUGAGCUCGACGAUUGCACCUAGUAUGACGAUUGCUUACCGCGAGGAAAUACGUCGAGUGCUUGUGCCGGCAUUUACAAAGGGGAUAGACAAACUUACUAAAGAGUUGAAUGAACUUGUCAGCAACGCCCUGAACCAGCACAUACAGCUGGUGGUUACAAAGAUGGAUUCUGGUGUCCAGUCCUCGCGUGACAAGAUCGAUGCAUCGGCUCGAAAGUUCGAUGACCAUGUUAGCCAACUGUCAAUGGAUAUCGCAGCUGUUACAGUUCAAAUAAGUGAAUUGCUAAAAGUAUCCUCCUCGAAGCAGCAGCCACAACCACCAGCGCCAGAUAUUGCAAUGUCGCCUGCAUUUGCAGCAACAGGAGCAGGAUUAUCAGCUUCGACUCCAAGAGACUUGUCGGCAAAAGCUCCUAGAUCGGCCUUCGAUGUUGCUGGAGGAGGCGGUAGUAAGCAGCAGUUAAGGAGCUUCAUUUCGGCGGGCACUGUGUCUACAGAUCCCUACCAGUCGGCUCUCAUGUUCAUUCAAAACCACCAAUUUGUUGACGCCCUUGAGAUGGCGCUGACCUCUGCGAAUCAGACACUAUUGCUGAAGGUAUUGCAGAACGUUCCAGUGGUACAGCUCUUCCGCCAAAAUGUGAAACAGGAGCUCCUUCUUUCCCUAAUUCAUCAACUCAGCUGUGGGCAACUUCAAGAACAGUUAGAGAUGAAGAUAUCGUGA
This is a messenger RNA of Hydatigera taeniaeformis, 1497 nucleotides long. Lineage: Eukaryota; Metazoa; Platyhelminthes; Cestoda; Cyclophyllidea; Taeniidae. The record is from the annotation of a GenBank genome assembly.